Molecule: messenger RNA, 3558 nt
Organism: Crotalus tigris (Tiger rattlesnake)
Lineage: Eukaryota; Metazoa; Chordata; Lepidosauria; Squamata; Viperidae
Gene: FBH1
Product: F-box DNA helicase 1
Exons: 21
Coding region: 113-3178 (1021 amino acids)
Biological process (GO): double-strand break repair via homologous recombination; replication fork processing
Cellular component (GO): nucleus
Molecular function (GO): ATP binding; protein binding; DNA binding
Source: RefSeq, a predicted model, not a curated record
UUCGUUGGCUGAAGCGUCAAGCAGCUUAGAUUGCGCGCACCGGGGAGCAAGUUGCGGUGCGCGUGCAAGAGGGGAAGCGGUGGCUGUUUGCAAAUUAAGCGGAGCAGAUCAAAUGAGAUCUUUCAAGCAAGUCCGCCUGACAGCGAGUGAUUGUGAAGCCCUUCGGCAGAGCCCAGAAGGCACAGCCGCCCUGACGCAGCCCCUCACCAAGAGGCUGGGCACCCGAGGUUCCGGUAGGGGCCUUUGCCCAACUCCUCGGAGGAAGAAGCGUUCCAAAGGUCACCAAAGCACCAUCACGGAUUACUUCAGGAGUCAAUCCCGCAUCAUAAAAUGCUCCGAUAACACGGCAGAAAGCCACCCCGUCAAAGCUGAGGAAGCUCUGGAGAACUUGGCUCUUGAUCUGGCGUCCGACUCCGAUGACUCCUGCAAUCUUCUUGGAGGUGAUGGGGACACGGUGGCAGCCCCCAGGAAACGAUUACGUUUCUCCCAGGGAUCUAGCCACUCCUGCGGAAGCGCUGGCCAAGAGGUCCAAGAACACAAGCCGUGGUUGGGGAGCCCUCCCGAGCAGAGCUCGGGUGGUGGGACUGUCAAACAGGAAGUUCAAGACAUCGAGGUGGACCCUCUUCCCGAUGCCCACUUUGGGCUCUUGGGAACCCAGUCUGGGGAUGACGUACCUCAGGGAACCUUGGAGGAACUGCCAGAUGAACUCCUUCAAGAGAUCUUUGCCCUGGUGCCCCUAGUUGAUCUUCUCCAGAACCUCUGUCUGGUGUGUCAACAUUGGAAACGUAUCAUCUCUGACGUGAAGUUCAUUCCUUGGAAGAAACUCUACUCUCAGUAUGUGAAAGCCGUCGACCCAGCCUUGCUGACUGUUCGAAUCGUUCUGCAACGGUACAGCUUAACCCAGAUGCACCCCCAGUGCAUGCUGGGAUUUAUCCGGUGUGCGGCUGCUGUUCGGAGCUGCCACUGCCGAGAUCCUACCGCUAUCCUCGCGUGUCUGGAACGCCACUCGCUGUUUCCCAAGGCGCAAAUCUGCAUCGCCAAGAAUCUUCCGGAUUUGGAGAGUUGCAAAGAGAAAGCGGCCUAUGUUCGGGCAGUGAUGGCGGCCAUUGUGCUCUUCACUGGAGGUGUUUGCGAUAUUCAGGAGCUGGUGGGCUGCCUCCAAAGGCUCACCUCUCCCAUGUCAGUGAUGGACAUCAGUGAAAUGUUGUACUGCACGGCCACCCUCCUUUACGCCAUGCGAGAGAACGGGGUCCAGAUCAGCAACAGGCUUCACUACAACGUUUUCUGUUGCCUGUAUCACCUGGAAAAUUCGGCCUGUAGCGCACUUAUCACAAACCCUGGAUUACCCAGCAGUGAAAGAGGUCUUAGUCCUGACUUACAGCCUACCAGUGAACAACAACAGAUCUUGAACCAUGCCCUUACACCCGGACAGAGGGUAAAAAUUGUGGCUUUUGCAGGCACAGGGAAAACGUCCACUCUGAUCCAGUACGCCCGAAAGUGGUCCCACCUUCAUUUCUUGUACUUGGCGUUCAACAAGACCAUUGCAAAGCAAGCGUCCCAGCUCUUUCCGGACAACGUCAAAUGCAAAACCAUCCACUCCUUAGCUUACGCAGAAGUUGGCAAACAUUACCGACGAAAACUUAACCUGGGCUCGCUGACCUCCUACCUGGUCAGUUUCGUCCUCUCCAAUCGCCAGGGCCAGUCUCUGUUCAUCAGAGCCAAGUCGGUUGUUCAGACCCUCGCCGCCUUUUUCGCUUCGGCCGAUGUCUCCAUCGCAGUGGACCACACGCCCAUCUGGUGCAAGAACAACCACGGGGAAAAAGUUCUUGUCGACCAACGCGAAAAGCAGAUCAUUGUUGAAGAAGCAAAAGAAAUAUGGAGCAAGAUGCAGACGCUGAGCCCAACCGGAGAAAUGGCGCACCGAAUGACGCACGAUGGUUACCUGAAGCUUUGGCAACUCCAGAAGCCUUCGCUUUCCGAAUACGAUGUCAUCUUGGUGGAUGAGGCCCAGGAUUGCACCCCCGCUGUUAUGGACAUUGUCCUCUCGCAACCGUGUGGUGUGAUCUUGGUGGGAGACCCACACCAGCAGAUCUACACCUUUCGGGGUGCGGUCAACACACUUUCUGAGGUGCCCCACAGCCGCAUCUUCUACCUGACACAGAGUUUUCGCUUUGGCUCCGAAAUCGCUUACGUGGGCGCGACCAUUCUGGAUGUCUCUAAGGGAGUCCAGAAGAAAACGCUGGUGGGGAACAAGCAGGAAAGUGACGUCAGUGGGGUCGGCGUGGAGGGGACGGUGGCCCACUUAUCCCGGACCAACAAAACUGUCUUUGAGGAUGCUGUGAAGCUUACCUGUGGAGACGCACCUGCUAAGAUACACUUGCUCGGGGGACUGAAAGCCUUUGGCCUUGAGAAGAUUCAUGAUCUCUGGAAGCUCCUUCAUCCGGAAUUGAGACUCGAGAUAAAGGAUCCCUUCAUCAAGAAGUGGGCUGAGAAGGGCUUGGCCAGCAUCAAGGACUAUGCUGACAAAGCAGAAGACAAACAGCUGGAAAUAAAGAUUGCAAUUGUGGAGACAUAUCGGGAUCGUAUUCCGGAGCUGGUGGAGAGAAUAACCCGAUGCCACGUCUCGGCUCCAAAGAAAGCAGACCACAUCCUAGGCACUGUGCACAAGGCCAAGGGGCUGGAGUUCGACACGGUCCAAGUUGCUGGAGAUUUUGCCAGCAUCCCCUUUACCUGGCCCUACCUUGAAAGGAUGCCUCGGUCCCCACCUGAAGCCGUCCCUGAAGAUGAGUGGAACUUGCUGUACGUCGCGGUCACGCGAGCUAAGGAGGGUCUCAUCCUGCCCAGAUUUCUCACCGAUAUCCUAAAAGUGGCCAAGGAAUACUACGUACGGUUUGAACUCGCCGACAAAGUGCGCAAAACGACAUCCCUUUGGUGUUCGGAGCGCGGCUGCUGCAACGCCAUCCCAGCGGAUUCUGUCCUAAUCCCCAAAAGGACGAAGUUUGUUUACACGGAUGGCACCCAAACCCCCGAGGGAUUGCUUUGUCCUUUUUGCACCACGAGGACCCUCGGCCCCAUUGCACAGCUGACAGGCUGUCCCACUAUAGUGCAGGAGGCUGCCUGUCGCCCAGAAGUCAUGGAGCUUCCGCCCGCAGUUCGCCUCCUUCUCGAAAUCCUUUGAGUUCUCCCCCCCCCCCCAAAAAAAUUGCACUGGGUAUUUUUCAAGGAAAAAAGAAGCAAAGAAUGUAGAAAGGAAGUAGUUCUGUUUGAUGUGGGAGUGAUGGUCUUGUUGUGGUGCCCGGGUAAGGAAUGUGCAGAAAAGCCCGGCCACAUCUCUAUACAGUUGUUUUGCUGUGCAGCCGGAAUAUUUUGCACUAUUAACCAUCGCAGCUGGUGGUUCCCUUGGCUGAAAUUUCCAACAUCUGACCUCAUAUCGAAAGCAAUAGCACCUAGACUUAUAUAUCGCUUUGCAGCACUUUACAGCCCUCUCUAAGCGGUUUACAGAGUCAGCAUCUUGUCCUCAACAAUCUGGAUCAAACUGCUGGCAGUCGGCAGAGUUAG